Molecule: messenger RNA, 669 nt
Organism: Blastocystis hominis
Lineage: Eukaryota; Bigyra; Opalinata; Blastocystidae
Exons: 1
Coding region: 1-669 (222 amino acids)
Cellular component (GO): membrane
Molecular function (GO): calcium ion binding
Source: RefSeq, a predicted model, not a curated record
AUGUCCCCGUCGGAAUGCGAGUACGGAUACAGCGGAUACGCCUAUCGACUCUGCCAGAACGGCACGCUGAGCGAAGUCCACACGGAUCGCUGCGUGCCCAAAGUCCCCGACUACCUCGCCUACUCCAAGGAGCGCUUCAUCUUCUACCGGGAUUUGCCGAGCUCCACGGGCAAGCCUUCCUUCGAGAACCUCAUCGACACGUUCUAUCUGAAGGAGGGCGACGCGCUGCCCGACGGCCUGCAGCUGAAUAACCGCACGGGCGAGAUCGAAGGCACGCCGCGGUCGCUCGUGAAGCAGAGCGUGGUGACGAUCAUCGGAGAGAACACGAAGGGCGUGACGGAGACCACCGUGGCGUUCAUGGUGCGGCUGGGCGAGUGCGAGCCCGACGGCCUGUUCAUGCGAACCACCGCUGGAACCACCGCGGUGAUCGACUGUGCGCUGAAGGGAAGCUACGUGGGAAAGCAGGAGCGGCUGUGCAAGCUGGGAGAGAACGGAGGGGAGUGGCAGAAGGCGAGCGGCGUGUGCAUGCCGGUCGCUUUGAUCGUGGUGCUGGUGGUGCUGGCAGUGAUCGUGGUACUGGUGGUUAUCGCCUUCGUGAUUCGCGUGACGUCGGGAAAGAAGUCGCAGAAGAAGUCGCUGGCGCAUAGCAAGCCCGCCGUGGACGUUUAA